GUCCACGGGUCGGUGUCAUCGAGUCGUAACUAAGAGGCAAGCAUGUCUUAUUCUGCUAAAAUAGGUCCCUCCAUUCUAAGCAGCGAUCUCGCGCAGUUAGGAGAUGAGUGUAAACGAAUGAUGGAAUGUGGAGCUGAUUACCUCCACCUUGAUGUGAUGGAUGGCCAUUUUGUCCCAAACAUUACGUUUGGCCACCCAAUGGUAGAAUGUCUACGGAAUGCCGUGGGUCCGGAUCCUUUUUUCGACAUGCACAUGAUGGUGUCCAGGCCAGAGCAGUGGGUGAAGCCUAUGGCCACAGCCGGAGCCAACCAGUACACCUUUCACUUGGAGGCCACAACAAACCCUGGCAACCUCAUCAAGGAGAUCAGAGAGAGUGGCAUGAAGGUGGGCCUUGCCAUCAAGCCUGGAACCACUGUGGAGGAGCUUGCCCCCUGGGCUGGGCAGGUUGACAUGGCUCUGGUCAUGACUGUAGAACCUGGCUUCGGUGGUCAGAAAUUUAUGGAGGACAUGAUGCCAAAGGUCAGCUGGCUACGAAGUCAGUUUCCCUCCCUGGACAUUGAGGUUGAUGGAGGAGUAGGCCCAGGUAGCAUUCACAGAUGUGCAGAGGCAGGGGCCAACAUGAUUGUCUCCGGCAGUGCCGUGGUCAGCAGCGAUGACCCCCGCUCCGUCAUCGCCCUUCUCAAGAACGUCGUCAUGGAGGCCAUCCAGAAGCGCUCUCUUGACCGCUGAUUGGACAGCACUGUUAGAUGACCCUUCCCCCUGCAGCCAUUGGCCUCAAGCACCUGUGAUUUUGAUAUUGAUUCUCUGGUAACUGCUGGCUGCGUGUUGCGUUAAUUUUGUUAUUUAAUGGUUGUCACGGUGAAAGUGAGGCCAUCUAGAACCCUCUGGUGCUUGAGGGGCAGCUCUGCCUUUGGAAGGGGGAAGGACCAACAGGGCCACGGUCAGUCACGAGGGCCCUUAAACGUUACAGCCAAUGAGAGCCAAACACUGAAUUGCAUUUUUUUUUUUUUCAGAAAAGAUUGAACUGAAAGCCUAAUUUGAUCAGUGCUGGGAGGGCGAUCACCUUUGGUUAACCAACAGAAGUGGUCACUUCUCUGUUCAGUCCGUUUGUUGUGGCUGGGCAUAUCUCCCAUCUCCACUGUCCCCUACUGUACAUUCCCAGUGCAUUCUCAGUUAUCCUGCUCCAUCUGCCUGAGGGGUGGCGUUAGCUACCUAACAGGAGACAUGUAACAUCUUCACAGCUGCUCUGGGGCUCCUCUGGUGCUGUCCACUCAUUUUGGGCUUGCAUCUGAACAGUCUGUUUACCAUUAUACUGUUUGUUGAUGUUCAAUGAUUACAUUCCCUCUGAUGAGCCUAUAAUACUGCUGAAUAAUGUUUUUGUGAUAAAACGGUUAAUACAAUGAGUUGUUUUCUCA
Messenger RNA from Sardina pilchardus (European sardine), 1415 nucleotides. RefSeq names its product ribulose-5-phosphate-3-epimerase (gene rpe). Gene Ontology annotation, cellular component: cytosol. The coding region runs from base 43 to 729 and encodes 228 amino acids. The transcript has 6 exons. The record is from RefSeq and is a predicted model, not a curated record. Gene Ontology annotation, biological process: pentose-phosphate shunt, non-oxidative branch; carbohydrate metabolic process; pentose-phosphate shunt. Lineage: Eukaryota; Metazoa; Chordata; Actinopteri; Clupeiformes; Clupeidae. Gene Ontology annotation, molecular function: metal ion binding; D-ribulose-phosphate 3-epimerase activity.